AUGAAAGAAGAAAUCCCAACUAGCUAUUCAAGUAUGGAGAUGGAUGGUAAUACUUGUGAGAAGGAACUUGAUAAUACAGUCAAUGUGGAAGAAAAAUUAGAAGAGCCAAAAUUGGGAAUGGUGUUUAAUAUAGUUGACGAAAUAAUGGAGUACUACAUAAGAUAUGGUAAUGACCUAGGGUCUCCCAUAAAAAGAAGAACAUCGUCAAAGGGAGAUGAUGGAGAGCUAAAAUAUGUAACAUUUGCGUGUUCUUGCUCGGGAAAGUCAAAGUCUACAUCAAGAAUGCAUCCAAUCACCAAAACUGAUUGUAAAGCUAAGUUGAGAGCAGCUAUAUGUCCUGAUGGCAAGUGGUGA
Messenger RNA from Ilex paraguariensis (yerba mate), 354 nucleotides. The record is from the annotation of a GenBank genome assembly. NCBI's taxonomy places the organism in Eukaryota, Viridiplantae, Streptophyta, Magnoliopsida, Aquifoliales, Aquifoliaceae.